This is a messenger RNA of Eriocheir sinensis (Chinese mitten crab), 2772 nucleotides long. RefSeq names its product frizzled-2-like. Gene Ontology annotation, cellular component: plasma membrane. NCBI's taxonomy places the organism in Eukaryota, Metazoa, Arthropoda, Malacostraca, Decapoda, Varunidae. Gene Ontology annotation, biological process: non-canonical Wnt signaling pathway; canonical Wnt signaling pathway. Gene Ontology annotation, molecular function: Wnt receptor activity; Wnt-protein binding. The record is from RefSeq and is a predicted model, not a curated record.
GUGUGAGUGAAGUUCAGUUUUGCGCCACGAAAAUGUUGUAUGUAAUGAAUGCAGUGGGUGAGGCUCUUUUGUUUACCUGUUUGUUUUCUCAAGCGUAACUAUUUUUUUCCGUGUAGAGGUGCGGUAGGGUUUCUUUGUGUGGUGUUUAGGUGUGUUCUUAUCGAUGUUAACAAAUAUAUUAUUGUCUGCUGAUGUCUCCCUUAACAAAUCGUUUUCUGUGGUGGACAAGAGAGGCUCGGCGGUGUUCACGGGGGACUGCAGCCACUUUCCUUUGUUGUGGGGUCAAUUUGCCUUAAAUAAUUUUCGGCCCUGAAGCUUUAUGUUCUCCCACACACAGAGGGUCAAAUACGCCUUCGUGUUGUAAUUUCUGUUGAAGUUAGGUAUUGGAUGCCUUGUAGGGGUUAGGCGCCCGUGGAGACAAAAGAUGUAAAAGAUGGCGUCAUGGAGAGAAUAUUAAUCAGUGUCGCGACUUUGGCUGUACUGACGUAGGGAUGGAAGGAAGUAUUUCCUCCCCCGGGAAACGGUGCUGCCCUCUGUGCGGGGGGCAGCGUUUACACACGCAGGAAAUACCGCAGAUUGAUGGGCGCGAUAGCUUGCCCUAGCUCAUUGUUGUGGCCUGAGCCCCCGCCGCCAGGAGGCUGGCGGGUGUCAGCAGGGGCCGGCGGGGGGCUCUGAGGACUGAUGUCCCUCAAGACCUCCCGGGCUGUGUUUGCCUGGGUAUGGUUUCUUGACGACGUUACUGUCACCAGGGUCACGAGCAGAAUCGGGAGGGUUUUAAGAUACACGAGUAACCACUAUCUUGACAAGUUAUCUACAUAAGCUAAAUCACCUUUCUGCUCGUGUCAUUGAGUCAGGAAAUUAUCUCCGUGAGAGGUUUAAGGGUGCAGGAGGUAAAUGUGGCUGUGGCUGCAGCGAAUGCGCCCUGCCGGGGCCUCCGCGCCCCCUGCUGCAGGAGAGGAGGUCCACAAGCCGCGGGUUCGAGCGUGGCGCCUGGCCGGCGUGACCGCGCGGCGCUAUUGGCCGCCGUCGCCGCCAAUGGAGCGGCCCCGCGCAGUGUGAGGUGCCGCAGCGGCGAGACGAACCAACAGCCUCUGAAGGGUUAUUGUUGAGGCCCACGAGCACGCUGGGCCGUCCCUGGAGCACCACGGGGCUCGGCGGCGUCGCGGCCGUGCACCCCUGGGCUGGCGCCACCUGGGUGCGUGCGACGGGCGGCGGCAGGUGGCGAGCGGCGGCGCCCCUGCUCCUUGGCAUUCGCCGAGAGCUGGCAACUGUCGUGCCUGGCGGGGGGGAAGAAGGCAACACAACGGGAAUAACUUCAGUUAGCCUGAGUACUGCGUGGAGGUUGGGACCUGUGUGCCACACGAGAGCGAGUGAGUGUCCGCGUCCCGCACGAUGAGGGCCCUGCCCGCCCUGUGUCUGUGAUUUGGAGGCGGAGGAUCAGGUGGCCUGCGUGGCACUGCUCAAGGCGGAGUGUCGGCCAAGCGAGCGGCCCGAGACAGCACAGCAUGGCGGUGCGGGCCGCUGCAGCCCCGCGGCGCUCAGCGGCACCUUGCUGCCGCCCGCUGCUGCUGGCGGCGCUGCUGCUGUUGGUGGCGGGGCCGAAGCCGUGCGAGGCCCAGAUGGGCGGUGGGGCUGGCGUCAGCGGUGGCGUGAGGGGCGCGGGGGGCGGGGGCAGGCUAGGGCAGGGGCGGGUGGAGCACGUCUCUGACCAGGACAUGUUGCCCCGCCACGACCGCUGUGAACCCAUCUCCAUCACGCUGUGCAAGGACAUCCAAUACAACACCACCAUCAUGCCCAACCUGCUCAACCACCACACGCAGGAGGAGGCGGGCAUGGAGGUGCACCAGUUCUUCCCGCUGGUCAAGGUGCAGUGCUCCCCGGACCUUCAUUUCUUCCUGUGCAGUGUGUACGUCCCCGUGUGCACCAUUCUGGACCGCCCGCUGCCGCCCUGCCGCCACCUCUGCCUCUCCGCCAAGGACGGGUGUGAGGACCUCAUGAACAAGUUCGGCUUCCAGUGGCCCGAGUCCCUGGACUGCAACAAGUUCCCGACGGGCCCCAAUGAGCUGUGCGUCGGCGAGAACAGCACGUCGCCGCAGCCCCCGUCGCCGCCCUUCCCCGUGUCGGACCCGCCGCCGCCCAUCGACUACGCCGGGAAGGACUUCCAGUGCCCGCUGCACUUCAGGGUGCCCAAGGACGCCAAGUACAAGCUGCGGGUGGGCGGCGUGGAGGCCCCGGACUGCGGCGCGCCCUGCGACGGCAUGUUCUUCGACGAGGAGCAGCUCACGUUCUCACGGCGCUGGGUAGGAGGCUGGGCCGCCGUCUGCCUCGCCUCCACCACCUUCACCGUCGCCUCCUUCCUGGCGGACGUCCGUCGCUUCCGCUACCCCGAGCGGCCCAUCAUCUUCAUCAGCAUGUGCUACUGGUUCAUGGCCGCCACCUACGUGGUGGGGCUGUGGCAGGGGGACCGCAUCGCCUGCGACGACCGCUGGGACCCCCCGAACUACCUGCCGGAGCUGCGGGAGCACAUGAUCCGCACCAUCACCCAGGGCGUGGAGCGGCAGUGGUGCACCAUCGUCUUCAUGACGCUCUACUUCUUCACCAUGGCGGCGUCCAUCUGGUGGGUGGUGCUCACCCUCACCUGGUUCCUGGCGGCGGGCCUCAAGUGGAGCCACGAGGCCGUCGAGAACAACUCCGCCUGGUUCCACCUCGCCGCCUGGGCCAUCCCCGCCGUCAAGACCAUCAUCAUCCUGGCCACGGAGAACGUUGAAGGUG